Rotaria sp. Silwood1 is the source of this 1533-nucleotide messenger RNA. NCBI's taxonomy places the organism in Eukaryota, Metazoa, Rotifera, Eurotatoria, Philodinida, Philodinidae. The record is from the annotation of a GenBank genome assembly.
AUGUUUAGUAUUGGAGCUGUUCUUUUGGGAACAGAUCUUUUUGGUUUGAUGAUAAAAAUACUUCUUGUUGUUCUCGUCAUUAUUAUUGGUCUCUUUCUUCGGUGGCGUUUGAUUAGAUCAGGUAAUUGGUCUGGAGUUGUAGGUACUAACUUUCGUUUUCCGUUUGGCGACUGGCGUACUAUAUUGACAAGUAAAGAUGGACUUCACUUAUUGCACUUGUGUGAAAAGCUUGGUAAUCCGUAUGUUUAUCGGAUUUGGAUGGGUCCUCAGCCAGCACUAGUACUUGCUCAUCCAGAUGCUGUUCGUGAAUUUUGGCAAUAUCAUGAUGAAACAAAAAUUGAACGCGAAGUGAAAUUAAGUUGGGCACUCUUAGAUAUCAUGGGCCAAGCAAUCGGUUUCAAACCGUAUCGAGCUCGCAAUCGUAUUAGCAAAUUCUUUCAUUUUUGUUUUGGGCCUAAAAAUAUCAAUCGAUUUCAUAUGAAAAUAGAAAAUGCUAUCACUGAAUUUAUGAUUCGAUUGCGUUAUCUUACUAAUAAUGAUACACUAGUGGACAUUCGCAAGGAACUCAGUUAUUUAGGACAUGAUGCUAGUACUUACAUAUAUCUUGGUCAAAAAAGUUCUCGAUAUCUCAAUAUACUUCAUGAACUAGUCAAUGAAAUGAAUCAUCUCAUGACUUUGGCAUGUUGUUCUAUUUGGAUCAAUGUUGUCGGGUUACGAUGGAUUUUACCUCAAGCAUACAAAUUACGCUUAAAAACUGCCUCUUUUCGACACAAAUGGAAAAGUUUACUCCGGACACUAAUGUCAGAAUAUAAAGAAGAGCUAAAAACUAAUAAAAACGAUAACGAACACAUAAAUGAUUCGAUGCUUACACGAUUUAUACAAAUGGAAGCUGAAGGUAAAUCUGAUGUGACUUUUGAAGAAUUGAUGGAUACAUUCACUGAGAGUCUUUUCUUUCCUUCUGACGUCGUUGCUGCCACGACUGCUUAUACACUCAUUUUACUUGCCAUGAAUCAAGAUGUGCAGUCAUUCACUCGAGAACUUCUGUGCAAUCAACUGAUCGAUCGAUCAACAGUGACAUUAGAUGAUAUUAAUUCGAUUGAGUAUCUUGAUUGGAUUUUAAGUGAAUGUCAACGAAUAUUUCCUGUACAAAUGUUGAAUACACCAGAAUUCACUAGUCAAGUAAUGACUAUUGCUGGUAUAACUGUUCCAAAAAACACUAUGGUCAUUUAUGAUACUCAUUCAAUGCAUCGCAGAGAUGACAUUUGGGAUGAACCACUUGUCUUUCGACCUGAACGCUUUCGCCAUUUAAAUGCCAAGCAACGCAAAGCUAUUCAUGCUUUUGGUAAUGGACGAACUCGUCGCUGUCUUGGUGAAUACUUUGUCAAAUCUCUACACAAGUUACUAAUUGCUCGUAUUGUGCUUGAUUAUCGAGUUCAAACAAUCGAUAGCAAUCAAAAAAUUGACGAGAUUCCUCGAAAACAAAUUCCGUUGGCUUAUGCACCUGAUAUUUGCCUCCAAUUUGUGCCUCUAUAA